UAAUACCAGUAGCUGUAUUGUAGCUCCAGUGAUGCAAGUUUUUAUAUUUGAACUGAAGUUAAAUAUCUGGGUGUUAUUCUCUCCAAAAGAAGAAAAAACUAACAAGAAAUGGCUUUCACAAACCUUUUCUCGCGUCUGUCUGCUGCUGAAGUAGACGUGAAGAGUCCUUUUCAACCAGACUUGUUGGCUCACAGGAACGAGACUGGUAAUGGCAAAAGAGGCAAUGCAAGAAAGAGGAAACCCCAGGGUGAGCAGAUGAGCUGUUUGGAAAAGAGGCCAUGCAACCAGACCCAGAGCGCCAGAAGCUAUGAAGCUGCAUCCUUCAGAGAUGACGACCAUAAAGCCAAACACUACUAUAUGCAGAACAGUCAACAUACUAAUGCUGGCAAACGAGGAAGACACAACUACAGGGGUAAAGCUGGCCACCAUAACACGUCUCCCAAUGUUCACAAUAACAGAACCAACAAUAAUCAUAAACGGAACAUGCAACAUGAGCAAAAGGAGAGGACGGAGUGGCAGAACAAUCAACAUCAUCAGAGGGAUGGGUGGAGACCUGCGUAUAGAGGGGGCAGACAUGCUUCAAGAAAAGGUGGACGGGGCAAAGCGAAGGGAAAGCAGGACUCCGAGGUGAAACGCACAAGAUUCAUGUCAGAGGAGUUCAAGGAGCAGAAUGCGUUGUGUGUGGAUGGUCGCCUACUCUGUAAACAUUUCCUGUUGGGAAAGUGUAUUAAGGCAGGAUGGCGACUGCCAGCUGGAACAUAUUCAGGGUUACAACGAUCUCUUUAAGGAAGCGUGCAAGUUUUACAUCCAAGGAGCCUGCUUUAAAGGAGAGAGCUGCCCCUACAUGCACAAGUCCUUCCCUUGCAAGUUCUUCCACAGAAGAGGAAAAUGUUUGCAGGGAGAAGAUUGCAAAUUUUCCCAUGAGCCACUGAGUGACCUCACAAAGAGACUGUUGGAUGAGGCACUAAAACGAGAACAGGAACUUUAUGAACUGGCAAAGAAAGCUGAACGAGAGUCGUUGGAGCAGCCAGUGAAUACAGACGAGUCCAAAAAUAUAGAUGCAGAUGAACCCCCUGAUAUACUCUCUCAACCACUGAGGCCUAACUUUUAUCAGCAUGUAGAGACAAACGCUGAGAAUGAAUCCUCGUCGACGCAAUCGGAAGAACCAACUGAAAACGUAAAGGAAGAAGAAAAAUCACAUUCAUCAGAUGCUGCCCAACCUCCCAGUUCUCCAUCAACUUACUCCAAUCACAAGGAGCCAGUUUGUUAUUCAGUUGAAGCAGUGCUUGGACCUCAACUAUCAAAACCUUUCCCUCGUUUCUUCACAUCUACAAGAAGUCAAGAAUCUGCUCCCCAGCCUCCUUCUGAAAGCACCUCGGUGUCCGUAUACCAAAACUUGAUUCCCUACUCUGUUGAAGCUCUUCUCAAGUCUUUCAAAUCAGUCGAAACACCCAAUCCUCCUCCUGCACAAACUUUAUCCUAUACACCAAAAGCUAACUUUGCAGAAAGCGCUUAUUCUCCGUUAAUCUCGGAUAUACAAAAUAAGGUCUGGUAUUCAGUAAAUGAAGGAAACAAACCCCGGGACAAAAUGUUCAAGAGCCUGCCAUCCCUCCAAACACACACAGGUCUGACUUCAAAGACACUUCCUGAUCUUAUUCUGGACUCUGAGGAUCACAAGACACAAGUUUUGAGUAUGCAAGAAUCCCUGAAACCUGUUCAUGAAGUCAAAUCUGAGUCGUGUCAUUCUCAGAGGUUUUUUUUCUCCAAUAGCAAAGGAGUCAUCAAAGAAAGUGUGCAUCUGUCUACAGAAAAUAAACCCUCUGUAAACUGUAAAAGUCUUUUUCAAGUGGCACCUGAUAAGCCCAGAACAGUUUUUCCAAGUGCCUCUAGUCUGUCUUCUGAAAAUCAGAUGAAGCCAAAUCUCUUUGCUCUCACGUCUGACUCGGGAGCCUCUUUUAAGCCGUAUGGUUUUCCCACAGGUUUCACAAAGUUCUCAAGUAAAGCUGCCGUUCUUACCAAACCAUGUGAUUCUGCCGACCCUGCCAGUCACCUCGCAGUCGAACUACCCCCCGAGAGCGACCCGGCACACUGCAGCAGUAACGGGCCGCAGGUUGGUCGUUUGGCAGGUGGACGUAAACCGGCCCUGAGAACAUCCUUUCAUAACCUCUUUGCAAGCCCGAUCACUGACUCCAUGAAGCCUAGAAGUGAUUCUGUAACAACUUCCACUUCUCCUAAAGGCUCGAUUCAAUCUCCUGGUCCUAAUCCACAAUCGGCACGUUUGAAAAGUAAUCAUCUUCUUACUGCAGUUAACCCUGACAAAGCCCCCACUCGGUCCUUUGUCAGCCUUUUUGAAGCUCCCCUCAAUGACGCUCCUCUCCCAGGUGUAUCCACACCACAUUAUUCACAGACUUUCUCUGCUUCAGAAAAGACAGUCCAGACGGUCGAUGAUGUGAAAGAAAUCUCUCGUAAGCCAAAAUUCCCUAACAUCUCCCCGAAACCUAAAGUAGAAAAUGAAGGCAAUUCAGCUGAAUGUAAAAAUCCGAUUAUGAAUCCCGCUUGUGGCCUCGUACCUGGUUCCGUCAGCGAGUGGUCUUCCAGUCCAACUCCUUGUAUUGUGAGUGAAACUACAACCCGUGCUGAUCAUCAAAUGCCUGAAAUGUCACUCCGUAAAGACGUCCCUGCAAGUUCAAUUCUGAGGAAUCUGUUUCUGCACUUGAGCCCGUACCACCAGAAUGAAGAGCAACAGGACAGUGCUCAGAUCGGAAAUGAAACUAAGGACAAAAUGAAUAUGGGGGUCUUUGAGAAGCAACAGAAGAAGGGAAAAACAAAGGGCAGGAGAUGACACCACAGACCACUGAGACAACAGAACAGCAGUCCUCCCAUCAGACUCCUCACAUCUCCCCGCAGGCAGCAGGUGUGUCCACCCUCAGCAUUCCAGGAUUAACAUCAGGUGAGAGACUCUGGAAAGCACAACUGCCCAUCGAAAACGCUGAUGCAGCAUCACAUCGGAUGACAUCAGAGGAAGGACGGGCGAAUGAGAACAUGGCGACCUAACCACUCAUGGAGCUUUUUAAGACUUUAGACACCAAGGUUAUUAAACUCUGGGAGUUUUUGGUGUAAAAUCAAACAAAAGUACUGAUGAAUAUUAUAUUGAAUCAUGAAAACAUGCACAGGCAUAAUAAAACUUAAUUAUGUUUUUUUUAAAUCGACAAACUAUGAGCCACCAGGAUUGUAUCUUGUGAAUUGUUUUUUGUUUAUUCUAGAACAUGAACAUUUUGCUUGUUUUCUGUCAUCAGAGAAGAAAACUGUCUAUACACAGAUGUGUGUAUCAAUGAAAGAGAGAGCAAAACACUCGUAAUAUGUUCUGCCUAAUUUAAACCUGCACUGUGGUGUGUGUGUCUCUACAUUUAGAGGUGCAUCAAACAUUGUGCACUCCUUUAAUAUCCGAUCUCCAAUGAGGACAAUCUCCCGCAAUAGUCACAGGCCAGGUUUGAGAUGUGUGCUGGUCUAUAGAGUAAAACAAAAAAGGACUCAACUCAAGGUUUUCUUUCAAUGCCAUCUUUUACAGAAGAUAGAAGUUGGAGAAUAACAAAUGAGACAUUUUAUCAACACAUCACAGAUUCCAUAGUCUGUAUAAAGAUUGUAUAGAGAUGUUAUUCCCAUGAACAUUAAAGAUAUACAUUUACAGUA
Molecule: messenger RNA, 3690 nt
Organism: Labrus mixtus (cuckoo wrasse)
Lineage: Eukaryota; Metazoa; Chordata; Actinopteri; Labriformes; Labridae
Exons: 11
Coding region: 671-2842 (723 amino acids)
Biological process (GO): negative regulation of DNA-templated transcription
Cellular component (GO): nucleus
Molecular function (GO): metal ion binding; RNA binding
Source: RefSeq, a predicted model, not a curated record